Messenger RNA from Boleophthalmus pectinirostris (great blue-spotted mudskipper), 1934 nucleotides. RefSeq names its product E3 ubiquitin-protein ligase TRIM62-like. Bases 186 to 1934 code for a protein of 582 amino acids. The transcript has 8 exons. The record is from RefSeq and is a predicted model, not a curated record. Gene Ontology annotation, molecular function: protein binding; zinc ion binding. NCBI's taxonomy places the organism in Eukaryota, Metazoa, Chordata, Actinopteri, Gobiiformes, Gobiidae.
GGAUAAUUUUGGCUUGGUAUAAGGUGCUUGUGUUUUGGAGCGGAAUAUCUACUCAUCUUUAGUAACUUGACUCCCUGGGACACUCAUGUUUAGGCCAGUGCCCCAUCAAACUUUCAUGAAGAAGGAGAACCCUACAUCCAAACUCGCUCUCACUAAACGCCUCUACACCAGCUGCCGGAGGAGCCAUGGAGGAGAUUUUAAAGUGUCCCGUUUGCCAAGAUUUAUUUACUGACCCGGUAUCACUGGACUGCAGGCAUAACUUUUGCCUCAGCUGUAUCAACACUGUUUGGGACAAUGAAGGUUCAGAGGCAGGACCGUAUUUUUGUCCUGAAUGCCAGAUCCUACUUCCUUCAAAACCUAAUUUGGAAAUCAACGCAUAUCUUCAAGACAAAGUUAAGGAUUUAGCAAAUUCAGAGGAAAGGACGACCAAUUCUCCAGCUAUCUACUGUGACCACUGUAUUGAGUCUCCUUCAGUAGCGGUCAGGACUUGUCUAACGUGUGAUGCAUCUCUGUGCCAGGCUCACUCCCUCCUCCAUGAGCAGAGAUCGGCCCUAAAGCAGCACACGUUGGUGGAGGUGACGCGGGACCCCCUGUCUCUGAAAUGUCAGGAACACAGGGACGAGCUGAAGCUGUUCUGUUCACAGGAUAGAGUCCCAGUCUGCUGCCUGUGUGUGCUGGUGGGAAAGCACAAGAAUCAUAAGGCACCGCAGCUACAUGAAGCGUGUGAUGAUUUCAAGACUAUGCUGGAGAGUUCAAUGCAUCAGCUUUUGAAGAGGAAAAAUGAUGCGGAAAAUACAAUCAAAGAGUUGGAGUCUCUCUACAGACAAACAGUGAAGUGCGCUGCAGACCUGCGGGAGCGUAUAUCAGACAAGUACAGCCGUCUGCAUGUGGUCCUGGACGGGGACGAGCGUUUAAUGAAGCAGAUUGUGGAUGCAGAGGAGGCCUGUGUGACCGAGUGGCUGGACGCUCAGAGGGAGACGAUGGAGCAGGAGAUACAAGACAUCGACCAACUCAGAGCUUCAACCAAAACACUACUGCACGAGGACAACCACCUCAGGUUCCUCCAGCAAAUAACAGCUCAAAGUCUUUGUGACCCCCUGGAUCUCCCUCCUCUGCAGACAGUGGACCAGUCCCUGUGUGAGCCUGAGAAACUGAGGACAGUGGAGCGAAUGGUGGACGACCUCUCUAUGUCACUGUCCCAAUACUUUCCAAGAACGUGGUCAUAUCUAAGUUCCCCAGCUUUGGACUUUAAAACCGCCCAUCCCAAAUUGGAGAUAUCCCAGGACAAAAGGCAAGUUUGUUGGCGUGAACAACCACCGAUUGUUAUUACAAAUAGUAGUAGGCCGUAUGAUUCUCAGUAUAGCGUUUUAGCUGAAGAAAGUUUCACAAAGGGACGGCAUUAUUGGGAAGUGAUUGUACAAGAUAAACCUUAUUGGCUAAUUGGAGCCACAACUGAGCCCACUCCAAAAAAUAAUGGAUUCACAAGCAAUUCUAAUAUUGGUUUGGACAAGUCAUCCUGGUGCAUCUAUCACGCUGAUGGUCAAUAUUUGGCCUGCCACGACACAGAAGAGAAGCCCCUAUCUGUGGAAAACAGGGUGAAAAAAUUGGGCAUUUUCGCAGAUCUCCACAAGGGGGAGCUCUUGUUCUACGACGCAAACGCAAUGUCCUUGAUUCACUCGUUUACAGUGCAGUGCAAAGAGCCCAUGUAUCCCAUGUUUAACCCGUGCAUAGACGUGAAUGGGCUCAACAAGCAGCCCCUGACACUGUUCUGGAUCAAAGAGCCGUGGGACUGUAAAGCGCGGGGAGAGACCCGCCGCUGGGACCCAGGGCCCAUGUGCUGCCAGAGCCUGUCGCAGCCAGGACCCACUCACUGCCAGGGCCGGGGCUGUCGCUCGCUGCUCUGUCCGUCUCUGCCUGCUUAUGUCUCGAUGUAA